This is a messenger RNA of Coregonus sp. 'balchen', 1569 nucleotides long. The record is from the annotation of a GenBank genome assembly. Lineage: Eukaryota; Metazoa; Chordata; Actinopteri; Salmoniformes; Salmonidae.
AUGCAAUUGCUUGUCUUUGUUCCCGGAAAACCUCCGCUCAGGAUGAACACACAUGAACUCCAAAGGUACAGUGCAACUACAGCGACAAAGGUGCUUUUUUAAGGACAUUAAUGCAGCCGUUCUGUUAUAAGGGGACCUGUGCAAUAUAUUAUGCCUACUUUAAAAUAACUCGUACAUUUGAUGUGGCACUGCAAUUUAAUAGCCGCUAACGUUGAGGGCUAACCGAGUUAGCAUUCCUAUUGAUAAUCUAAGUACCGGCAUUGCUUUAUUUAUUUGUCCGCAGGGUUGGAGAGGGAGAUGCGGAGAAACACGAACCGGAUGAGAACAACGUUUGUUCACUCACUCUGGGUCCGGGGUCGAUGUUGGACGGUUCCACGGUAGCCUCCCGUUUUCUGCACGUGGAGUUGGAGCUGAACGUUCACCUUCGCCGGCUGUCGUUCAAUGAGCCUGUGCACUACAUCUACAACCCGCUGGAGUAUGCCUGGGAACCGCACCGCUGCUUCGUUGAGACGUACUGUCGUGGCGGACAGAGUAUUCUCUUUCUGGGGAUGAACCCGGGACCCUUCGGCAUGGCUCAGACCGGGGUAAGGAUGUGCAGGCAGGCCAAAGAGAGAGAGAGAGCAACAACUCCCACUUGUUAGCUACAUUGUUAGCCUACUUCCAUUCAAGGCACCUCUUUCCCAGGUCGUUGCUGGCAAAAGGUAAAUGGUAGCCUCCUAGAACUUUUGGUUGAUAGAGAAUAAUAUAAACUUUUAUCAUGUGUGAAUACUGGUAAUUACCACUUUCUCAUCUUCACCAUUGCAGAAUGGAAAUGUCUGGAAUAAGGGGUACACAUGAAGAAUAAGUCAACAAUAUUGUCCACUCAGUUUGAAUCUGAUCAGAGUCAGGGUAAAAUAGAGUAGUAUUAUUAUCCACCUAAUCAUCAGUCCUCCUCUGCUCUCAGGUCCCCUUUGGUGAGGUGAACUAUGUCCGUGAUUGGCUGAAAAUCACUGGGGAGGUGGGACAUCCCCCUUCGGAGCACCCAAAGCGACUAAUCAAAGGCCUAGACUGCAUUCAGAGUGAAGUGAGCGGCGCCCGUUUCUGGGGCUUCUUCCGCAAGCUGUGUGGUGAGCCAGCUGUGUUCUUCCGCCAUUUCUUUGUACACAACCUGUGCCCACUUAUGUUCAUGGGUACCACCGGCAAGAACCUGACACCCCCCGAGCUGGUCAUUGGGGAACGUGAGGCUCUCCUGGCUCUCUGUGACAUGGCACUGUGCCAGGCUGUGGCUGCCCUGGGCGUCACCAUGGUGAUUGGGGUUGGCAGAGUGGCAGAGCAGCGAGCACGGCGAGCCCUCUCUGCAGCGGGCAUGGAGGUACGGGUGGAGGGCAUCAUGCACCCAUCCCCCAGGAACCCGUUGGCCAAUAAGGGCUGGGAGGCGGUAGCCAAGGCCAAGCUGGAGGAACUGGGUGUCCUAUCGCUGCUGACCAUGUGACCUCUAGCCAAUCAGCCUCCAUGAACAAAUACUGUAUUUGCUGUAUGCUGGCCUGGGGGUAUAAGUUGCCCGCUGGCACAGAUCUAGGGUCAGCUUAC